AUGACGGCUUCCUUCACUUCAUCAGAUUACGCACAUCCCUUCUAUUCCUUCUUCGACCGGGAAACCGAUGAAGUCAAAACGAAGCCUUACGGCGGUAUCCUUAGUGAAGCCGAGGCCGACACGUCAAGAACACUACCCACAAACGAUGAUCGUCGGCGGUUCGAUGAAGCCAAGCAAAAAGCAGAAGAGGUCUGGCGGGCUCGUCUCCAUAGCGUCCAGCUCAAUUUAACGACGCCUGCCAAGAGGUCCAAAAAGAAUUCUGGGCCGGCGAGCCAGAUCGAGUGCAUCGAUUUCGGCGGCUGGGAGAUCGACACCUGGUAUGCUGCUCCUUAUCCCGAGGAGUACAGCCGGAAUCGGACUCUUUAUAUUUGCGAGUUCUGUCUCAAGUACAUGAACUCGGAUUAUGUUGCCUGGCGGCAUAAACUCAAGUGCCCUGCCAAACACCCGCCGGGAGACGAGAUAUACCGCCACGGAUCCGUCUCUGUUUUUGAAGUAGAUGGCCGAAAGAAUCCGGUCUAUUGUCAGAAUCUUUGCCUACUUGCCAAGCUGUUCUUAGGAUCCAAGACGCUCUACUACGACGUUGAGCCAUUUCUCUUUUACGUCCUGUGCGAAUACGAUGCACUUGGCUAUCACUUUGUUGGUUACUUCUCAAAGGAGAAGAGAGCCAGCAGCCAAAACAAUGUCUCUUGCAUCCUGACGUUGCCUAUACACCAGCGAAAAGGCUACGGAAACCUGCUGAUCGACUUUUCUUACCUGCUUACUCGCGUGGAACGUAAGACUGGAUCGCCUGAAAAGCCACUUUCCGAUAUGGGUCUUGUUUCCUACCGCAACUACUGGAGGCUGGUUCUGUGCCGGUAUCUACUGGACCAUGUCGAAGAAGAUAAGUCGGCAGCCCCAGGCUUGAGUAUCCGGCAGAUGUCUGACGAUACCGGACUGACUCCCGACGACGUCAUUUCUGCCCUCGAAGGCCUCAGAUGCCUGGUGCGCGACCCACUAACGGAGUUAUAUGCUUUCCGCGUCGACUUGGCAUACUGCACUGAAUACAUCGCCAAGUGGGAGGCCAAGAACUAUGUCAAGUUGAACCCGGAGGCGCUCACAUGGACACCGUACGUCAUGGGACGAGGGAACGCCACAAACUUUGAGCUUGGCCCUGCCAUCAGUGCGAUCGCACCGCGAGAAGAGGACGACAGUCACAAGCCAGCUCAGGAGACAGUACCAGCCAUCUCACAGCAAGAAUCAGUUGUUGUGAAUGGCCUCCCGAUCAAGAGCGUCGUCGAGAACCCUCAUACCCCCGACGGUGCCUCGAUUGCCAGCGCAGAGGGUGCUGGCAAAUACACUAAUGGCUCGAAAGCAGAGCCUGACGUAUACGAGUCGACGGAAUCACAUCAUGAUGGUUUGGUGAACGGCGAGAGUGGCCAUGAGCCAGUCCACAAAGAGGCGUCUCGACCCAGUGAGUUACCUCAUCCGGCGACUCCCGGACAAUCAAUUGCACAAGAUUGGGCCAGCAUGUACAAGGACGUACCUCCGUCGAGGUUCGAAGUCUACCCGCCUCCUGGCGGCCGACGUUCCGACCGGCCGCGGGCAAGCGUUCCCCGGCCAUCUGUGCCGCGAAACGCAAGCAACAACUCGCGACCACGUCGAUCCGGUGGUAGCAGUAGCACCAGGCGGCCUACCGCGAGCCGGCCCAAAAGCAAAAGCACGUCGUCAUCAUCGCGUCGGAAGACGGGUGGAACUGGGCGCGGACCGGGCCGGUGGCCUAAGGGCACUAAGAAAAGCGAUUAUGGCAACGCCGAUAGCGGACCUGGUCUUCCACCGGGUUGGGUCAGAGACAAGCAACGGCCUGCGAGUCUUGGGGCAGCCAAGGGUCAAGAGGACGAAGGACUCAAGUCUGAGAGCAAGGAGACGAUUGAUGUGGUUCGGGUGCAGUUCGAGGACGGAGCGCAGGUGGCUACGGGCGGAAAGGUAGCUGGGGGUGAUCACAGCAACCAUGGAAAUGCCGAUGACCCUGCGGAGGAUGAGUGA
Messenger RNA from Colletotrichum spaethianum, 2022 nucleotides. Its product is annotated as histone acetyltransferase mst2. Gene Ontology annotation, molecular function: histone acetyltransferase activity. The coding region runs from base 1 to 2022 and encodes 673 amino acids. NCBI's taxonomy places the organism in Eukaryota, Fungi, Ascomycota, Sordariomycetes, Glomerellales, Glomerellaceae. Gene Ontology annotation, biological process: regulation of DNA-templated transcription. The record is from RefSeq and is a predicted model, not a curated record. The transcript has a single exon.